CAACCCGCGGAGGGAGGGGGAGGAACAAAGAUGGCGGCCGGUGCUGCAGGAGUUGUUGUUGCCAUGGCGUCGUGCAGGAGAGCAAUAGCCGAGGGGGGUCCUCGUGAGGUCAGCCACCUCUGUGAGGUGUGAGCCAGGGGCCAGCCGGGGGGCAAGAGUCUCUCGGCUUGUGAGAGGGCUUUCUUCUCCCUUCUCUCCAAGAUGCCCCAAGCCUCAGAGCACCGCAUCAGCCGGGCAAGAGAACAGGCGGUCAUCACCUCUCAGCCGAAAGCCACCAACAAGCUCUCAAACGGACACCGGCCCCCGGGCCCAGAUCAUCGGGGCUGCUCCUCUUCCUCCUCGUCCUCCGCCUCCAACGGACUCUCGGCUGCUUCCAAGCUCCGGCCUUUACCGCCCAGGCCGAGCCCUCUGGAUGACCGGGGCAAGAAGCUGGAACUGGACCGGGGCAGGGCCUCGAAGCGCAGCGACAUGCGGGGCUCGGCCUCCCGCCGGGGCCCCGUCAAGGCGGACCAUGCGCUCAAAGUGCCCGGCUGCUCGCCGGCCCUCACCAUCUCCGGCAGCACCUCCUUCACCAUGCCGUCCGGGGUCCUCCUUAGCGGGCCGGACUCGGAGCGCCGGAGAAGCAACCUGCUCCGCUCCAAGUCGAUCAGCAUCGGUGACUUGAGCCAGACCGGCAGCCGUGGGGAGGAGCAGCUGAGUGCGGCGCUGAACCGGCUGGUCCUCCAGGACCGGAGUCCCUUGUGCAGCCACAAGCUGGGCCUGGGCGCCCUGGCCCUGAAGAGGAGCUCUUCCCUCCGGAGAGUCAACGUGGCUGCCGGGCUGGAUGGGAGGCCGUCGGCCACGCUGCUGUCGGUCCGCACGGAGGGCUGCCUGAGGACUCGCGCCACGGAUCCCCAGGCCACGGAAUACGCUUGCUCCCAAGACAUCUUGGGAUCGACGACCCCGCCCCAGAGCAAGGCCCCUGUUCCCAGCAGGCUGGAAGAGAAAGCGACCACUACGCAUCACACCCUCCUGCUGGGCUCUGGGCACAUCGGUCUGCGCAACCUUGGCAACACGUGUUUCAUGAACGCCGUGCUGCAGUGCCUGAGCAGCACCAAACCCCUGCGGGACUACUGCCUCCGUCGGGAAUUCCGGCAGGAGCAACCCGGCACGCUGCGGACCCAGCAGGAACUGACGGAAGCUUUUGCAGACGUCAUUGCCACGUUAUGGCACCCCGAUUCCAUGGAGGCCGCCAACCCCAGCCGCUUCAAAGCCGUCUUUCAGAAAUACGUGCCAUCCUUUACAGGAUACAGCCAGCAGGACGCUCAGGAGUUUUUGAAGUUUCUCAUGGAUCGGUUGCACGUGGAGAUCAAUCGGAAAGGGCGCAAGGCUCCCAGCAUCCUCUCUGACACCAAGCGGCCCUCAGUACUGGAGGACGCCGACGCCUUGAGUGACGACGAACAAGCCAACCAGAUGUGGAAGCGCUAUCUGGAAAGAGAAGACAGCAAGAUAGUAGACCUCUUUGUUGGCCAGUUGAAGAGCUGCCUCAAGUGUCAAGCGUGUGGCUAUCGGUCGACCACAUUUGAAGUUUUCUGCGACUUAUCUCUGCCUAUCCCAAAGAAAGGUUUCACCGGAGGGAAGGUCUCUCUGCUCGACUGCUUCAGCCUCUUCACCAAGGAGGAAGAGCUGGAUUCUGAGAACGCCCCGGUGUGUGACAAAUGCCGGCAGAGGACCCGAAGCACCAAGAAGCUCACCAUCCAGCGAUUUCCCCGCAUCCUAGUACUACACCUGAAUCGGUUCUCCACCACCCGCUACUCCAUUAAGAAAUGUUCCGUAUACGUGGAUUUCCCCCUCCAGCAGCUCAACCUGAAGGAGUUUGCCAGCGAAAAGGCCGGCACACCUGUGUACAACCUUUAUGCCCUCUGCAAUCACUCCGGCAGCGUGCACUAUGGCCACUACACCGCCUUCUGCAAGGAUCAGUCCAGCUGGCGGGUUUACAACGAUUCCCGGGUCUCUCCCAUCAGCGAGAACCAGGUCCCGUCAAGCGAGGGCUACGUCCUUUUCUAUGAGCUGGACGACAUGCACUGGAAGAAACAGUAAAAGUAUUGAACCCAGCACUUCGGCCUGCUGCCCUCUUACCUCAGAGACUGGUGCUCGGGUCUUUUAAAAUAAAUCUGGUGGGGGGGGGGGAGACAGUGACACAAAAAAAUGAUAAAACUAACAAACGACACUGUGUGGGGUUUGUUUCUGAGAGCGACUUGGGUCAUCCACCCGCUACAUAUAUACCCAGGUUUUCUUUUGUUUUCCUCCUCCUCCUCCUCCUCCUUCUUCUUCUUUUAAGUUCACCAGGUCUUAAGGCAGGAUGGGGGAGAAAUGUUGGCCCCAGGGAAGGACUUGAGGUUGCAGGGGAAGGCCGGAGAGAGAGGGGUGUAUGCGUAAGGAGAAAUGGGGGGCCUCCCUUGUCUGUCCGUCCAUCCGCCCGUCCGUCCCCCUUCCAGCCUUCAGGGGAAAUAAUGUGUGCUCACCCCUCAGACAGAGACUGUGGCAAUCACUACUGAUUUUAACGACUAUGUGACUUUGUACAUAAUGAUGGGUUUGUACAUAGAUGAUGAGAGAAAAAUGAAGAGGUUGAAACUUUUUUUUGUGAAUAAAUUUACUAAAAAAAUAU
Elgaria multicarinata webbii is the source of this 2647-nucleotide messenger RNA. It is a transcript of the gene USP21, whose product is annotated as ubiquitin specific peptidase 21. The transcript is spliced from 14 exons. Gene Ontology annotation, cellular component: cytoplasm. The coding region runs from base 202 to 2079 and encodes 625 amino acids. Gene Ontology annotation, molecular function: cysteine-type deubiquitinase activity. The record is from RefSeq and is a predicted model, not a curated record. Gene Ontology annotation, biological process: protein deubiquitination. Lineage: Eukaryota; Metazoa; Chordata; Lepidosauria; Squamata; Anguidae.